AUGUUCUUCAAGCAAUGGGACAUGGAUUGCUAUGCGAGCGUCGGCACCUUCCUGUACAACAACUAUCGGCAGGCACUCGAUAUCCUCAAUAGUGAAGCUGUGCAAUUUGACAAAGCAAAAGGGUCACUUGGCAUCACGGAUGAUGACAUCGCUCGAUGGUGUAAGGAGAAGGUGGAGUACUUUGCAAACAUCGAAGAGGAGUCGGAGUGGGAUGUUUGGGCGGUGGCCUAUGUUGAGUUGCUACAAGAAUACUAUGCCCUCGAGGAGCAGCAUGCAAACGCAACGGCAAGCUUCCUGAUGACAACUCCUUCCGACUACGAAUUCAUGUCGCCAUCAUUGACCGGCAAGUCACAUCCCAUCUACAGUCAAGAACUUUCACGGACGCACAAGCUUGAGCGACAACGGCACCAUGUAUCUGAACGUCGCAUGCAAGUUCUACGUGAUGUGAUUGACAUGGAAGUUCGUAUGUGCAUUGUCGACCAUUGGCAGCCCACGUCGCAGGAGUACAGAAAGACUAUGGAGUACAUCAGGCAUCGCAAGUACCACCGCGCAGUUGACAACCUUCAGCGGCUGGUCAUUCAGCAGCUGUUCGAGUUGCACAAUAUGAAUCUCGCACAGACCGCAUAUCGCAUACGGACACAUAUCGUAAAAUCAUUGCAAACACGCUGCAAAGCUAUUCACAAUGCAGUUGAUACCUACAAUGCACUUGCUGUCAAGAUGACACCACCACGCCCGACACUUGACUGGAACAAGGUGACGCAUUACACGUUCCUCGAAGAAUUUAACCUUCUCCGUGACACUGGCAAUAUUCUGCAUGAGAAGCCAUGGGCUCAUCCUGCAGUGUGUGCGGUGAUGAAGCAGGCAAACCGGCUUGCGCGUGCUCAUGAAGAAUUGGAACAUCUCAAUGUCGAGAUCUGCUGA
This is a messenger RNA of Laetiporus sulphureus 93-53, 921 nucleotides long. RefSeq lists its product as uncharacterized. Lineage: Eukaryota; Fungi; Basidiomycota; Agaricomycetes; Polyporales; Laetiporaceae. The record is from RefSeq and is a predicted model, not a curated record. Bases 1 to 921 code for a protein of 306 amino acids. The transcript is spliced from 3 exons.